AUGUUCGCCUUCAGCUUUCUUGCCGGGGGACUUUUGCCUCUCUUGGUUGCAUUCUUGCUCGUUUGUUGUACAGCGGUCGCAGAGGAAGUCUCAUCCUUCAAAUCGAGACCCGAUCUCUUCGCUCCAACGUUCACCGUCGAGGUUAGCGAUCCGAGAAAGCUUAGCCCUGGGUUUAUUUUUGUUGGGCCGUACCAGCAGGCUUAUAGUCCGGGGCCAUAUCUUUAUGAUAGAGAAGAUCACCUCUGCUUUUUCCAGGGAAACCAGCAGAAAGGAUACUGUCGCGGCCAUGGCGUUAUCAUGGAUAACCAGUAUCGCAUCGUGCGCUCGGUACAGCCUGGUGGUGGCAUGGCAUCAAGCGACAUGCAUGAGUUCAAAUUGAUCAACAAUGGAAAAUCUGCCCUGAUGACCGUCUACCAGCAGCGUCAAUUCGACAUGAGUCCUUGGAACGUGCGGCAGGGUGUUGGUUGGAUUAUGGAGAGCGUCUUCCAGGAGAUUGAUGUUGAGACUGGCAAGUUGUUGUUCGAAUGGCGCUCUCUCGACCAUGUUGAUCCGUCGCUCAGUUACACUUAUCCUGAUCAUACGGAUACUUCAGGUACUGGGCUGAGCCCGUUUGCGCCAUGGGAUUACUUUCAUAUCAACUCGAUUGACAAGAAUGAGGAUGGUGAUUAUUUGAUCUCGUCGCGCCAUACGUCUGCGAUUUACAAGCUCUCCGGCAAGGACGGUUCGAUCAUCUGGCAGCUGCACGGCCAGUAUCCGUCGUUCACCAACAUCAACUUUAGUUUCUCGCAACAGCACGAUGCGCGCUGGUUGUCUGAGAAUGCGACACAUACAUACUUGUCGCUCUACAACAAUGGGUACAAUGGCUUCAACCAGACCCAUCAGUACUCGUCGGGCAUGCUCAUCCUCAUCGACCAUGUGGACAUGACGGCCACCCAGCUGCGAGACUACAUGCCUCCAGGCAAGAGCAUGCUCAGUUCCAGCCAGGGCAAUAUGCAAGUCCUGAACAACAGCCAUGUAUUCAUGGGCUGGGGCAACAACGCAUACGUAUCCGAGCACGAUGUAGAGGGCAACCUCGUUUUCUGGGCCUUCCUCUCCCAGGAUCCAGGAUUCAUGAACUACCGUGCUCAAAAAUUCGAAUGGGACGCUAACCCAAUAGACGUUCCAGCUCUAUGGUCCUAUUCCAGAUCUACAGAACCAUACUCCCCAAUGACACAGUAUGUCAGUUGGAACGGCGCCACCCGCGUCAAAUUCUGGCGCUUCUACGGCUCCAUGAACGCCACGGGUCCUUAUACCUUGCUCGACGAAAUACCCAAAGCGGGGUUUGAGACUGCUUACACCGACGUGAACUUCUACCCUUGGACCCAUGCGGAAGCAGUAGACGGGCAGGGGAAGUUGUUGGGCAAGUCCCCCAACACGUUCACAUUCGUGCCCUCACCGGAGUUGCAGAGUUACUGCUCCGAGAAAGACUGCGGCAACGCACUGGGUUACGGCUUCCAAGAUGAUACAAAUACCAGGCCGCUGAUUCCGCCCAUGGGCGUCAACACAGUGCCCUGGGUUGACCCGGAUAAUCCAGAGAAGUUGUUUGAUUAUGGGGUAUCUGGUGGGCAGCCCGAAGAGACUUCUUCUUCUGAUACCGCUUCUGGUAGUGUAUACGAUUAUACCAAUUGGGCCGUUGGAGCCGUGGUUGUGCUUAUUGCAGCCGUGGCAGUGCAGGUGAUCGUCAGCUGCUGUCGUUGUCCGCAACGGCGGGAUCAGACGUACCGGGAUAGGCGCGAUUCGAUGGACACUCUGGAUGACAUGUCGGAGGACGAGCCGAAGCCGUCAGAGACGGGAGAGCGGCGGUGGUGGCAGCGUAUGUAUAUACAUGACGUCGGCAUGCCUCGCAUCUCCGUUUCCGGCACCACCACCAACCGCCGACUAUCCUCUCCUCUCGUCUCCCCUCUACCUACCACUCCUGCUGCCAAUUCUCAACUUCACGUAAACCGGGACCGGAAUGCCCGCCAUUCACGCAAUACUUCCUGGUCGACUGGUCGCGAUAUCCUCUCCCCUGCCGUAGGCGAGUUCUCCACUACCUUCGAGUCCACCGCCGGGUCUUCCACCACGCAGCAACGCCGUCGCCGCGAAUCAAACUACUCGCUCGCUAGUGUCUCCGAGAGAGGUGGUGGCAGUGGUAACGAUUCCGACGCGGACAACGACUACAACUACGACGCAGACGAGACUAUGGCACUGAGAAAUACCUCAAUGGAUUGGAAGGGCCAUGCCCGUCGACGCUCCCAGAGCCAGGGCCAGCAGGAAUUGCCCGUCCUUGAACCGCACCCGUCGACUUCAGCUGCGGCGUCGCCGUUACACCCCUCCGGUCCUCAUUCACACUCGUUUGUUUCGGCCCCCCCGCCGGUAUCGUCGACUGCGCGUCCCGGGCCUGUGACGUGGAUGUCGCUGCCGAGGAAAAAGCAGCUCGCGAUUCUGGGUCUGUGUCGCGUGUUCGAUUUCCUACAGAUCGCCUCGUUGCAGGCGUACAUGUUCUACCAGCUCAAAUCGUUCGACCAGGAUCUUUCAGACUCGGAUGUUUCCACGCAAGCGGGUAUUCUGCAGGGUGCGUUUACGGCUGCGCAGUUCGCGACGGCGAUCCCAUGGGGUCGAGUUGCGGAUGCGGAGUGGGGAGGACGGAAAUUCGUGCUGCUUGUUGGGUUGCUGGGGACUGCGGUUUCGUGUUUGGGGGUCGCGUUUUCGACGUCUUUUGCGCAGGCGGUGUUUUGGCGGUCGUUUGGGGGUGCGAUUAAUGGGACUGUGGGGAUUAUUAGGACGUCCAUUGCGGAGAAUGUUAAGGAGAAGAAGUAUCAUUCUAGGGCGUUUUUGAUUCUGCCCAUUGGGUUUAAUAUUGCUUCAUUGUUUGGGCCGGUCAUGGGUGGUAUGCUCUCUGAUCCCGUCACGAGUUAUCCUGCACUGUUCGGCCCGAAUUCGUCGUUUGGUGGCCAGUCCGGUGUUCAAUGGCUGGUCACUUACCCCUACGCUUUGCCCAUGUUGGUCAAUACCAUUUUCCUGUCGUUGUGCGCGGGUUUUGUUGCCAUGGGCUUUGAAGAGACACUGGAAGCCUGCAAAGGCAAGCCUGGCUUGGGUGUCUUUGCCAUGCGACUUUUCUCCCGUGUCGUCAAGAUGGUCGUUCCAUCCUCGUCUCCGCUAUACUCUCGACUUCCCUUCCGCGAUUACGACGAAGAAGGCCCGCUGUUGAACCGCCCAUUGGACCGCACAGAAAGCUACGAGAUGGAAGAAAAGGCCAAACCCGCGCGGCCGGCCCGCGUGCUGUCUUUCCGGAGUAUUUGGACCAAGAAUGUGCUCUGUACGCUUUUUGCGCAGGCCUUUUUUGACUUUCAGAUGGGUGCUUUUAACAACCUCUGGCUUCUCUUCCUCUCUACCCCGCGCUACGACCCGAACGACCCCGCCAGUCUGGCCCAGAAGCUGCCGUUCAUCUUCACCGGCGGUCUCGGAAUGCUUCCCCAAAGCGUUGGAUUCGCAACAGCCAUCUUAGGUAUCAUCGGAAUGCUCCUCCAAUUCACCAUCUACCCCACCAUCAACGGCCGUCUAGGAACAGCGAAAAGCUACCAAUACUUCCUCUCUCUCUUCCCCCUCGCCUACGCCUUCGCACCCUACAUCGCCCUCGCCCCCUCCUCAACCCCACCCCCAGACCAAGCCAACGGCAUCUGGGUCUGGUUCUCCAUCAUCGUCGUCCUUUUCCUGCAAGUCACAGCCCGAACCUUUACCCUCCCAACCUCCAUCAUCCUACUCAACAACUGCUCCCCGCACCCGUCCGUCCUGGGCACGAUACAUGGUAUCGGGCAGUCUGUUUCUUCCGCGUUCCGGACCCUCGGGCCGAUUUUCUCGGGGAGUUGGUAUGGGUAUGGAUUGGAGAUUGGGACGGUGGGUUUUGCUUGGUGGUUGAUUGCGCUGGUUUCGGUGUUUGGGUGUGUUGCUGCGAUUUUCGUUUAUGAGGGGUCUGGGCAUGAGAUUCUGCUUCCUGGGGAAGAGGAGGAUAUGCAGAUGCAGUGA
This is a messenger RNA of Aspergillus glaucus CBS 516.65, 4044 nucleotides long. RefSeq lists its product as uncharacterized. Gene Ontology annotation, biological process: transmembrane transport. Bases 1 to 4044 code for a protein of 1347 amino acids. The record is from RefSeq and is a predicted model, not a curated record. The transcript is spliced from 8 exons. NCBI's taxonomy places the organism in Eukaryota, Fungi, Ascomycota, Eurotiomycetes, Eurotiales, Aspergillaceae. Gene Ontology annotation, molecular function: transmembrane transporter activity.